This is a messenger RNA of Plectropomus leopardus (leopard coralgrouper), 9848 nucleotides long. RefSeq names its product 3'-5' exoribonuclease HELZ2-like. NCBI's taxonomy places the organism in Eukaryota, Metazoa, Chordata, Actinopteri, Perciformes, Serranidae. Gene Ontology annotation, molecular function: 5'-3' DNA helicase activity; RNA nuclease activity; RNA binding. The record is from RefSeq and is a predicted model, not a curated record.
UGAGCGCUUCAAACACAGAGGGAGAGUCAAAAGUAUGCUGCUGCUGUUCAUCAGCUCUCACGUUACUUUCCGGGAACACUUCAGCUCUUCUCCGCGAGAUUACAACCGAGGAUCAGCCGGUUGGACGAUACAUUCAAGCAAAGUUGGACACUUCAAAGACUUUCAUUUUCAGUUUGCUGAAAAUAAUGACAAGUUAAUCCAACCUAAUUCUGUCAGAGGUCCCUUAGUACCUAAUGAGUCAGAGUUGUGACUAAAUAUGAGUCUAUUGUGACCAACCGCCACCUGUAAACACAACAGAAAUUGCUACAUCAAGGUGCUGACUUGAAACUAUGAAAGCAUCACAAUGUCAGCUAGUGAAUCCAAACUAGCCCCUCUUAUCAGAACACAUGACCUCAAGCUUGCAUGCGCCAAAUGCUCUGUCCAUGAGAGAGAAAUUACGUAUACAUUAAAAUCCGUCAACCACCAGUGUGCGCGCAGUCUCCUGCUCUGCAGAGGCAAAGGCGGCAGCAAGUGGAGGCCUGUUUCCAGGCGGCCUCAGUUUCCAAACCCGAGUCAAUAUGUGGUCUGUUACUACUUUAAAGAGGGCUUUGGUUGCACUCAGCACAGGAACCGAUGCACCUUUGCCAGAAGUGAGGAGGAAGCUGCCGUUUGGACGUUUGAAAAGCAUCACAGAUUAGAGCAUGUGCUUCUCUGUAAGCUUGUAGCUCAGUCUGAGAGAAGGUCAGAUCCACCUGAUAGCUCUGAACCUCUGGGUGACCUCUUGCUGACUCUAGAUUUGAAGGCUGCGUGUGAUCUGUGUGCUAUCAAAGAGAAGGAAAUAACAUACACAGUCCAGUCAGUGAGUCACAAGUGCAGGAGGAAUCUGCUUUUAGCCAAAGACAAAGCGUCCCACCAGUGGAGGCCGGUCUCUGAGCGGCCCAAUGGUGGAUUCUUUGGUCGAAAUGUUAUUUACCAAGUGUGCCACUACUUUGUUGAGGGCUCUGGAUGCACACAACACAGACAGGGGUGCACUUAUGCUAGAAGCUACGAAGAAGCCGAGGUAUGGAACUAUGUUAAAGACAAAAAAAUUGAUAGAUCUGAGUUAAUCAGACUUGUAACUGAGUCUGAGCCAAUUUUGACAGCAGAAAGUGCAGCCGAAAGCAUACUCCUUCAGUUUUCAGGUGAAUUUAUCGAGUUCUGCAAGGACUGCUUUCAUGAUCGUCCCCAAAAACUAACAACCAAACGGUGGAAUUCCACUUGCUCAGCAGAUGUGGCGCACACCUGGGACCCAGUCUUAGUUUAUCACCUGUCCGAGAAUAGUCGAAAGCACGUUUACAGUCAGGUGCGCCCUCUUCGCCAGAACUGUCAGUUCAAGUACUGCAGUCAUGUCAGGCAGGGCAAACCAUGCUGGCACGAGGCCGGACACUGCCAGUCUGCGCAGAGUGAGGUGGAGAUGGCUGUGUGGAAAGUGGAGCACAGUGGGCUCAACAUUCGGCCUCAUCUCCUCCAGCUGAGCCAGCGGGGGCAGGCGAAGCCUAGACAGGUCACCAUGUACUGCAAAGUUUGCCUGCUGGUCCUUAACUCCCCAGAGAGCUUCUAUAAGCACUGCACCUCUUUGGAGCAUGCGCAGCUACUCUCAGAGGACACCACCACCAAGUGGAGAGGACGACAGCCUCCGCACAACCAGCGCUUGGACUUUCAGCUUUGUGAGAGACCACAGACCUGUGAGUAUGGAGACAAGUGCCCAAAAGCUCAUUCUGAGGAAGAAUGGCAGGAGUGGAUGAUGCGUGCUAAAGAGGAGAGGGAGAUCAGACACAACAUUGGAGCCCAAGGUCUCAUGUGCUACAAUGAAAGGCUCUUGGAGGAAUACAAAAACAGCAGUAAUGAAGUACACAUUAUUUCAGAGCAAGUUGACGACGUCAGCAUCUCCUGUGAUGAAGAUUUAACUGUGGAGUGUGAGCAGGGCAAUACAACACUGAAAUGGAACUUCCAAGUUGAAACAGAGAGACAGCUUGUGCACGUGGCGCUGCUGAAGCAAGAACCAGGAGCAUCAUUCACCCUUGGUGACAUCAUUUCUGAACCCUGCAUCUACUCCGCAGGGGAAAACUUCCGCGGUGAAGACAUGACCUAUGACAUCACUGUGUCUUUCACAUCUAUCAACCCAGGAGUUUAUGACCAGUGGCUAGUGCUAGAUUUUGAUAUGAGACCAGUGCUUUUGAAGAAACUCAAAGUGAGAGUAGGCCAGCUGUCACUGGAUGACACUGAACAACCAAAUGUGAGCCGCAGAGUCACUUUCCAAAGCGCUAAGCGUUGGCAUCGAGGAAACAGAGUUAUCAUCCCGUGUUCAUCCAGGACAGAGGAACAGGAGGAGCUGUUAAAGGAGUACAAGCCUCCUCAGAUUAACUUUCAGUAUAAAUCCUCCUACAACAUCCAAACACCUCUGAACAAUGAGAACUAUAAAGAAAGAAUGCACCACUUCUUGUACAAUGAGGAACAUGCAGAGGACCAGGUUGUUUCAAGACUAAAUGUUUGUGGAGACAUUACAACACUGGACAUGUUGAACAAUCCAAAGUUUGGCCUGAUUAAUGCUCCUCGAGGGGAACUGUUCUGUGCUGUCUCCAUUCCUUGCAGUCUCACACCAGACACCCCAGAAGGGCUGGCACUAAAACGGAGCAUCCAAUCUGCCCUGAUCGGCCCUUUGUCUUCAAGUAGUCAAAACUCCAAGGUCUAUGAAGCCACCAUUCUGCAUGACACAACAAGUGACAACAAAAUGUAUUUGCAACUGACUAAAAAAUGUUGCUCAGAUCUUCACCUCAAUCGUAAUGAAUCUUAUCAAAUGGAGGUGCAGUUUCAGCUGAAUCGCCACAGCUUCUGCAACAUGCACAAGGCCAUAGACCUCCUUCCUGAUACAAGAAGAGUGCUUCCAGACCUUAAAAACUGUGGAGUUCCUGUGAAUAACAUCCGCUAUGAGAAGCUGAAUACAAAGCAGCAGUCAGCCAUUGACUUUAUCACGGGGAAUUCCAAUCUCAAGAAAUUUGUGGCACCGCUUCUCAUCUAUGGACCAUUUGGAACUGGGAAAACAUUCACCCUUGCUACAGCAGCCAGAGAGCUUUGUAAGCAGCCUCACAACAAAGUGCUCAUUUGCACCCACACCAACAGUUCUGCAGAUCUGUACAUCAGAGAUCACUUGCAUCCAUUCAUCGACAAGAAAAAUAAUGGAAUGAGGCCCAUUAGAAUAAAAGCAAACAAACAAGGGAGUGCUUUGUCUGCCACAGAUGAGAUUACUCUGAAGUACUGUUUACUUUCAGAAGAUGGACAGUAUUUUCUACCACCUACAAAAGCUGCCCUAGAUCGCCACAAAAUAGUCAUAACCACCACAACAAUGGCAAGACAUUUUCAUGACCUAAAGCUCCCAGAGGGAUACUUCACCCACAUACUGAUCGAUGAAGCCUCCCAGAUGCUAGAAUGUGAAGCCUUGAUGUCUCUUGCGCUUGCUGGGCCAAACACCAGAGUUGUUUUGGCUGGAGAUCACAUGCAAAUGGGACCCAAGCUUUUCUCGGUGGAUGAUCAUCAUCGAUCAAAUCAUACACUCCUUAAUCGCCUGUUCCACUACUAUCAAGGCCAAAAGUGUGAUGCUGCCCAAAACAGUAGAAUCAUUUUCAGUGAAAACUACCGCUCAACCAAAGAAAUCGUGGAGUUUGUGUCCACCCAUUUUUAUGUUGGUAAGAAUGAUGUCAUCAAAGCCACUGCAAAUAUUCCGGCUCCUGCAAAAGGCCAUGCCCUGAAGUUUUACCAUGUGAGAGGAGAGUGUGUCUUGGACACUGUGUCUAUGUCUUGGUAUAACUCAAAAGAGGUUGCCAAAGUGGUUGAAGCAGCGAGAGAGAUUCUUGAACACUGGCCAUUGACCUGGGGGACCAAGGACCAAAGUUCAAUAUGUGUUCUAUCAGAGGGAUCUCAGGUACGGCAAAUUAGGGCAGCCCUUUCAAGAAGAGGCCUCGCUGAAGUCCACGUUGAGAAUCUUGCAAAUGUGCAAGGCAAACAGUUCAGGGCAGUGAUAAUGACAGCUGUACAAACCCGUGACAGCCUGAAAACAUCUCACUUGCCUGGUCUGGAGCUGUUCAAUGAUGCCCGUGUGUUAAACACUGCAAUGACUAGGGCUCAGUCCCUUGUGGUUGUGGUUGGAGAUGCUGCUGCACUUGCUUGCUUUGGAAAAUGCUCAGCAGUUUGGAAGAGCUACAUAGACCAUUGCAUCAGCAACAGCAGUGCUGAACCACAGCAUUUCACCAAAGAUUUCUUUGAAAAAGAUGUUACGGAAACAGCAAGGUUUCAAAAGCCUGAACAUGUGGAUGAGAACAACACCUUCAGUGAUAAAAUUCUUCAAGAGUUGAAAGAUGAAUAUGAACAGCUGAAGACAGAAUAUAGUUCAGAUGAAGACAGAUUGAAAUUUGCAGAUUUCGACCACCAAAAGUCAAGAUCAGUGUACAAUAUCCAUGAUGAUGAUGCAGACAUUGUGGGGUUGUGUAAAAAGCAACCAGAGAUGUACAAGCAAGGAAAGCUGGUCAGGGAAGUGCAUAACAGAGGUUAUGUCAUACCAUUUUGUAAUCCCGCCAUACGUAUCAACAUCAAGGGAAAGGCAAACCUGGGUAGGGUUUUCACUGGAGAUGAAGUGGUCUUACAAACGGCAAGGGUAGUCAGCAUCACCAAAGAAGCUGAAUCAGCUCGUGUACAGGUGUGCUUGCUUGAGGAUGAGGAUUACAGCAAACCAAGACAUAAUUCUGAUAGCAAAUUUGUCAGAAGAACGAUGAUGCCCAUUACAAAAUCUGCACCGAAAAUAUGCAUACAUAUCAGCAAGAACAGACGUAACUUCAUUCCAAUAUGGGAGCAAAUUAAUGGAAGCUGGACGAUUGCAGCAUAUGAACGGCUUGAUGAAAACCUCAAACAAAACAAUGUAUUUGUGGUGCAAGUGAUUGGCUGGAAAGAAAAUUGUAAUAUUCCCUUGGGGAAUGUCAUAGAUAUUGUUCCAAUCGGACAUUCUUUGAUUGAUGGACUAAAGAUCCUGAAUGAAGAAUUCAAAAUUGCACUCAACACAUGUAAAUUAGACGAGGGUCUCUCCCACAAAGAUGAAGACUUGACACACAGGAAGGACAUAACUGACAUUAUGAGUUUCACUGUUGAUCCAAAAGACGCAAAAGACUUGGAUGAUGCCAUCAGUGUCAGGGAAAUAGGAGACCAGUAUGAGUUGGGAGUCCAUAUUGCAGAUGUGGCAAGCUUUGUGAGUCCAGGUGGUACCUUGGAUGAGGCUGCAAAACAACGUGGUGCUACGUAUUACUGCAGUAAGGAAAACCCCAUGCAUAUGUUCCCUGACAACUUGAUCACCAGACACUUCAGUCUUCUGUCAGGUGAAGUUCGCAGGGUGGUUUCAUUGAUGUUCACAGUGGACAAGAAAAUGCAUGAGAUCAUUGGAAAGCCAAAAUUCCAGCUGUCAUUGAUCAAGUCGAAGCAGCAGUUGUCUUAUGAAGAAGCAGAGGACAUGAUCUCUACAAGAUAUAAAGAGACACCUAAAUUUCACUCUGUGGAAGACUGUGUCACAGUGGCUUAUUGCUUUGCAAAAGCUCAAAGGAAAAUUAGACUUGCGGAUUGGGCUUAUUCUCAACCUGAUGACCACAGAUUGCCUGGAAAGCGCAAAGCCAAUCUGAUGAUUGAAGAGCUGAGUGUCUUAUUCAAUACACUUGCAUCUGAGACUUUGAUUGGUUCAGAGAAAACCAGGUGUUGCACACCCCUUCGCUGUCAAGCAAAGCCAGAUCCUGAAAAGAUAAAGGAAUUCAAGGAGAACUGCGGAGAGUUAAUACCACUGUCCUUUCAUGUGCGGCACAGAAUUGACCAUGAUGAACAAGCCCCAAACUGUGAAAACUUCCGCAUACUCACAGAAGUAUGGGAAGACAUACAAUCAGCUGCCAGAGAAAAUGACAUAGACAAAAUGGUGGACCUGAUUGCUGCCGAUGACAUCCACCCUCUGCUCAAACCAGUUGUUGAUCAGUUCAGAAGGUGCUCUAGUAAAGCUGAAGUGAUCUGUUCCAAGUAUUACUCCAAAGCACAGGUUGGGCAUUAUUCUCUGAAUGUAAGAUCUUACACACAAGCGUCCUCGCCAAUACGGCGGUACAUGGACAUCAUCUUGCAGAGACUUUUGCAUUCAUUCAUAUGUGACAGGGAUGUCCAAUACACAACACGAGAGAUAACGACCUUGUGCAAUGAAUUUGAAGACAAACUCAAGAAUGCCAAGGAGUAUGAACAAAAAGCUGAGCAGAUCUCCUAUGCAGUGAGCAUGAGAAAUCAAAGUGCUUCAAAGCUAGCCUUUGUAGUCUGUCCCAAAGGAGAUAGUUUUGCAGUGGCAUUUCCUUUUAACAAGAACAUAUUUACAGAGAGUGUAUCAAUCAUGUACAAAGAUUUACAAUUGUUUGACCAACCGAGUUAUGAUGAGGCAAAUGACUGCAUCAUUCUUACAUGGAAAAGGCGGAUCUAUGCUGUUGACAACAUGCAAAUCCAUCAAGAACUGAAAAUGCCAGACUGUGGUGCCUGGGUUGAGCUCCCGAUGGCAAAAUGGAAAGCCACUAUUGAAGCAAUUGACAAUGACAACUGGGAUCAUGCAAAGUUUCUCACAAUGGAUGCUGAUACAAAUCCACUUGAAAGACAAAAUGUCCUGUCACAAUCACCUGAGAUGCCUCAUUCCAAGACUAACGCAUGUACCCUCGGAGAGCAAAAGGAACAAAGGGAGCAUGAGGUUGACAUCAAACUUUAUUUGCAGAGAGGUGACACCCUUCAGAUCCAAAUGACAACAGAGGUGAAAAGAGGUUAUCACAUGCCUGCUGUUCAGUUGGUGCGCAUUAAACCAAAGUUUGAGAUUUGCGUGCACCAUGUACACAGCCCUAUCACAUGCUUCUCCAGAUCUGCAGAUGAUCCAUCAAGGAUUUUUUAUAGCAACACCAAGGAGUAUGUACGGAUCUGGAAGCCGUUGUGUGAGAUGGAAUCUGCUUCCACUGCAGUGGAUGAAAGUGACAGCAUAGUCAUUGAGAACCUGGUGGUAAACUUCAAACAAGAGCAGGAAGGCAUACUAACAGGAAGCUUCUUCUUACCUCUGGCAUGGAUCAAUGAAUGGGCCAUUGAAUGUAACCUUUCAAAGUGUUUACUGUGCAUACGGAAAAGAGGUUUGAAGUUGAGUUCAACCCCAGAACAUUCUGCACUGGUGGACCCAAGAGAGUUCACAUGGGUGGCCCAUGGUGUCACGCGAAAAGUAGACCAACAGAAAAACCCUUCAAAUGAAGGUAGUAAAGUGGAGUUCUAUGUCAAUCACCUGGCAAUGGAGACCAUUCCUGAUUGUGUCUUUCAGAAAAACACCUGUUUCACAGUUGAAAUAAUCCCAAAGCUUCUGCCUGACAUCCGGAAAGAAAAUGCUGUUGUCAGCAUUACAUCUGCAUCUGAUCUUGUCAAGUCUAUAGCACUUGGAACACACAUUCCAAGAGAGGUAAGACCAAUGUGGCACAACAUGAGAAGAGAGCUGCCAAAUGAACUACCAGCGUUUAACCUGAGUCAGCACCUUGCUGUGGAGAAAGCGCUAAAUAAUACCUUCACACUUAUACAGGGACCACCUGGAACUGGAAAGACAGUAGUGGGUGUGUACAUAGUGUACUGUUUCUUUGAGCUGAACUCUAAGAACCAAAGGAAAUUUGUUGACCCAAUGGAUGCGAACAAGAAACAAGUUAUUCUCUAUUGCGGUCCGUCCAACAAGUCUGUUGAUGUUGUUGCAGAGUACUUGUUGAGGUUUGGGGACAGACUAAGGCCCCUAAGGGUCUACAGCCAACAAGUGGAGAUGCUUGAUUAUCCCUAUCCAGACUGCACUCUUCAGUUUUCCCAGAGGUCACUCCGCCAAGAAUGUGCCAAACAAGAGCUCAGGAGCAUCACUCUGCAUCACCGCAUGCGACAGGACACCAACCCAUAUUCAAGUCAAAUAAAAGAUUUUGAUCAACGCAUUAAACUUGCCCUCAACAAAGAAGGAGAGGAGCUGACUGCUGAAGAAGUGAAAGUAUACAAAAAACUUCUCAGAGAUGCUCGGAAACAUGAGCUUGAACGGCAUGAUAUCAUACUGUGCACAUGUACACAGUCUUCUACUCCAAGUUUGACCAAGACAGUCAGUGCACGUCAGAUCCUUAUCGAUGAAUGCGGAAUGGCCACUGAACCCCAGGCCUUGAUCCCAUUAGUCUGCAACAAACCAGAAAAGAUCGUUUUGAUUGGUGACCACAAACAGUUACGACCCAUUGUGAAGAAUGAGCGUGUGAGGAAGAUGGGAAUGGCCAAGUCUCUGUUUGAACGCUACUACACAAUACACAAGAAAAGGGCAGUGAUGCUGGACACCCAGUACAGAAUGCAUAAGAACAUAUGCGAGUUCCCAUCAAAAGAAUACUAUGAGGGAAAACUGAACACUGGGGUGGAGCAGCCAAGCAGCGUCCUGCAUGUUGCCAACAAGACAAUGCCAAUCGUUUUUGGGGACAUCAUCGGAAAAACCAUCAGUUUGGUUGUCAGCACAGCCAAGGGCAACGAGAAUUCUAAAGCAAACCAAGAGGAGAGAGACAAAGUGGUUGACAUUGCUGAAAAGCUGGUGAAGGAUGCCAAAGUUGAACAGCAAAGUAUCGCCAUUCUGUCGCCGUAUAAUGCACAAGUUUCAGAAAUCAAGGAAAAGCUGAGGGAGAAGGGAAUGGAUGAAAUCACCAUUACCACAAUCACUAAAAGCCAAGGAAGUGAAUGGCGUUACGUCAUCAUUUCUACAGUGUGCUCUCUGCCGAGUGAAGAGAUUGAGCGUGAACCAGAUGGAUCUUGGCUGUCCAGAAAUCUGGGCUUUGUGGGCGAUCCCAACCAGAUAAAUGUGGGCAUCACCAGGGCCAAGGAGGGACUGUGCAUCAUUGGGAACCAAAUGCUGCUGAACUGCAGUAGAUCUUGGAGACAGCUUCUGAACCAUUACAAGCUUCACAAUGCAGUGACCAACGCAGACAAGAUUUCAGUGUAUUCCACCACAUAGCUGAUGACAUCCGUUCUCCUGAAGAAACAAGAUUUCUGCAAGCAGCGAUACAGAGCUCCUACACUGAGGACAACUUCAUGAAAUAUGUGUAGACAUUUUGUUUUUUUCUAUGAUGCUGCAAUGACUUUUUGUAGUCUUUUUUUUUACAGUAUUAAAGCACGUUUUGGAGUUUUUGAUAUUAUUUUUUAAAGGUUUUUUUAACACCUUUCUCUUUAAUGUGUAUGCAUUUGUAAGUAGGAAAUCCAUCAACUUGUAUUGUAUGAUGUGCUAAUUAAAUUUUUUAGGUUUAAAGACAGAAGUCUGGAUUUUCUAAAUUGUUUUCUUAUUUUAUAUUUGUUACUAUUGUAUUUAAGAAAGGAUGCAGGCCAUAAUAAAGUCUUAAUCAUGCAACGUUAACUUUAAUUAUAGACAGAAGACAGAGUUCAGCUGUUGUUGUUUGGAUGUGUUUUUCUAUCCAUUUUUUUUAUUAUUCAGUUGAAAUGCAUUCCAUUGUAUUUAUUGCUGGAUGAAAAUCACCUCCAGUGAGACAUCGUUCCUCUUAAUUGAUAACUGAGUCAGCAUUUGUUUUCUUUGCAGGACAGCUGACCUUAACACUUGAACUUCCUCGCUAUUCAGUGAACAUACACUGUAGUUUUUUUUUUAAUGUUUGACUUUUCACGUAAUUGCUUUUAAUGGAUUUUAAUGUUAUAUGUUCAGGGAUUAGCUUCAGCUACAGAAAUGUUAAGAGAUUCAUGUUGUCUUUUUUUACACUCAAUGAUUUUUGAAAAUGUGUGUUUAAAUAUAUAAAAUCAUUCCAACAGUU